UUUUUUUUUUUUUUUUGCUUUUCCCGUUUCGACGGUUUCGUUUCGGUGGAACGUUUGAUAGCCGAGAUUUUACUAUUUCAGUCUUACAGACUACGCGCUCGCCCGGCCUAAACUAUUCCGGGCUUCAUCACAGGCAAAACUUGGCCCAAUAUGUACUCAGGGCAGAACGACAUGGAUUUGGGCUUCAACGUUCGGUCGACCUCGAUCUGCUCCCACAAGUCUUUGGGGCCCACGCAAUAUGAUUUCGGGACUCUGCUAAAGCCUAAUGUAGAGCACGGAUUAUAGUCCGAUGCCCGGUCCGAAUACGGCCCCCGUUAACCCUCCGGGUGCGGUAUUUGUUCGCACGAACAUUAAGAAAUCAAUUAAUGGCCCGCGCUUCCCCUCUGAAAAGCGAAAAAAGAAGAGAAAGAGAAGAGAAAUCCGUACCUCAGCCUCACUCUCACUCUCUCUCUCUCUGCCCCCCGCCUCUCAUCCGCCGUAUUGCCGCAAACCCUAACCCUAGCAGCAGCAGCAGCAGCAGCAGCAGCAGCAGGCGGAGGGCAAAUUCUGGUUCGGUUGCCAUGGCAGAGGCGUCGGACGCGGUGGGCGUGGGAGGAUCGCAGCCGAAGAAGAGGACCUUCAUGAAGUUCUCCUUCCGAGGGGUCGAUCUCGACCAGCUCCUCGCCAUGGCAACCGACGAGCUCCGAAAGGUGAAACAGGAUGCUCCUCCUGGAGAGAAGCCAGGGCCAGUAAGGACCCACCUCCGAAACAUGAUAAUUGUGCCGGAGAUGAUUGCAAGCAUUAUUGAUGUCUACAAUGGAAAAACAUUCAACCAGCUUGAAAUUAAGCCCGAAAUGAUUGGUCAUUGUCUGGCAGAGUUCUCCAUCACAUAUAAGCCUCUUAAGCAUGGAAGGCCUGGUAUUGGUGCCACCCACUCAUCCAGGUUCAUCCCCCUGAAGUAACAGAAAUGCUCGUGGAAGGGAUGGAGCAAACAGGUCCUGCAUCUAUGGCGAUCACUUAUAGUUGCAAGUCCUUUUAUUAGCAUAACCCUUGAGGUCUGUUAGCAUGGAGGGAACUUGUCCAAGUUUUUAUUUGCUAUAUAUAUCGCGCAUUUUGGCCUAAGCAGCAGCUAGGUCGUUUUGUUAGCUAAUGCCUCUUUUAUUACUUUAUAUCAGCCAUCUUUUUGUAUCGAAUUUUUGGCUCUCAUUUUGACUUAUAAUUAGGUAGUGUUAGAUUGUGUCUACUUACAACUAGCAAAGUUGAUGGGAUAUAAUCUAGAGCUCCUAAAUUGAUUAUUUUCUGGAUUAAUUGUUGCAAUAUUGUGGUGUGAGUUACAUGUUAUCUGCCAAAUGGCCGACCGUCGGGCAGGACCUUUUUGGGGCAAGGCGAGAAAAAUUCCAGCUUCUAUGGUGGUGAUGCUACCUAUGAAUACUGCAUUCUCCAGUUUUGGAUGAGAUUUAUAUAGCUCGAAGUGUGAGUUGAAGUUUCCUCUUAUUCUGUUAAUCAGUUUUGAAGUGUCCUCUUAUUCUGUUAAUCGUAUGUUAGGUCAAUUUCCAAAGUCUUGGGUUCACAAUUGUAUGGUUGCGGUCUUGCGGAUCAUACAGAUUUUCUAUUAAUAUGUUGUCAGUGGCCGCGUCAUGUAAUAACUGUUACUAUUUGAUCGUGGAAACUUUUUCGUGCGGUGACGGUGAGUAAAAUUAGUCAAAUAUUUGUAGUGAA
Messenger RNA from Ananas comosus (pineapple), 1698 nucleotides. RefSeq names its product 40S ribosomal protein S15-like. Lineage: Eukaryota; Viridiplantae; Streptophyta; Magnoliopsida; Poales; Bromeliaceae. The transcript has 4 exons. The coding region runs from base 366 to 941 and encodes 191 amino acids. The record is from RefSeq and is a predicted model, not a curated record. Gene Ontology annotation, cellular component: ribosome; cytosolic small ribosomal subunit. Gene Ontology annotation, biological process: translation; ribosomal small subunit assembly. Gene Ontology annotation, molecular function: structural constituent of ribosome; RNA binding.